GAAUUUCUUUUGUUCGUUCGUGCGUCGGUUGAUUUUCAGAUAUUUUAGACGGUGAUUGAAAUAUAUACUAACGUGUUAUUAACUGUUAUUAUCCUGUGCAAUUAGUAGUUUAAAUACCAUCGCACAAUCACUGCGGCGCGGUUAAUUGGUAUGGCUUCCGGCGGAACACAAAUCAUCUGCCAAAACUGCUCCUCGGUCACCUCGGCUGAAUCGGUUCGGCAGUGCGCCGACUGCGAACGAUCGUGCUGCCACAAAUGCUCGCAGGAGCCGGACGAAUCCGUUUCACUGUUCAGCACUCCGCGCAUUUUGUGCCUCAGAUGCUUCAAGAACCAUCGCGAACAGGACGGGAUUUUGUGCUGCCCGAUGCACCCGGACCGAACGCUAGACCUUUAUUGUAUGACGUGCGAGCAGCAGAUUUGUUGCGAUUGCUUUAUUUUGCUGGCGGAGCACAAACGGCACACCAUCGAUGCGGUGGAAACGGUCUACCGGCAGAAGCUGCUGGAGACGGUUGAGAAGUUCCGCAAGAUUCCCCAGCGGUUGAAGCUGAUCGACUGGGAUGCGAUUCGGCAGGUGGACGAAAAUCUGAGGAUUGUGCAGGACGUGGAGCAACGGAUUCUGGGGGAUAUCAACGAGCUGAUCCGAAACCGGACGGCCGCGAUGCUUGGUAAAACGGCGGAGAAGAAACGGGUGCUGAUUGGUAUCAAGGAGUACGUGGCCCAGAUGGAGUUGCAGAAUCGGCAAACGCUGGAGCAGAUUAGGGGCUUGAACACGAACGACUUUCUCCGGCAGCAGGAAGUGCUUAACGAACGGUGCGAACGAAUCCUAAAGGACGUGGAACAGCUGCAGGUGCAAUCGGUGACAUGGGACGACAUUCAAUGUGACCUCAUUCCGUCGUGCACCCUGGAACCGAUCGUCAUCAAUAUCCCUUUGGAUGGAGAUCAAAUGAGCAAACGGAUUCCCUUCCCAGUGAUGGACGAUUGUGGCAUUCAGUGGAUAACUAUCUGCCAUGUCCGAACCGCGUCGAUAGUGAUGGAAAUGUACCCCAGCCAAACGAUGGGCGAUUUCAAUUUCCGUGCCGUCGUGGAAAUAUCUCAUUUGAACCAGACGAAGGUGACCUACAAAACGCUUUCCUUCCGUGAAAAGCUCAUCCCGACAGAGCUCGCAUCGCUUAAGGAAUUACAAAUCGGCGGUUUCCUUUCCAAGAUGGGAGACAUCCGCUUGAAGAUUGGUGUCCGAUCGGAAACUAUAGUCGAGGAGAACAAUCUGCUGAGGAAGCUGUUGUUCGAUCAGCGGAAAGCGGUUGGACAUUCACAGAUGGAAUUGGCCGCUCUGAAGGAUCAGAACUUCAUACAACAGGGCGACUUGCUAAGGCUAAAUUGCGAAAUGAAACGACUGAAGGAGGUUCACGACGAGCAGGUUAUGGCCAUGAAAAAAGAAAUAAAAGAGCUAAAGCAAACGACCGAUGCAGCAAGACCGGCGUCUCCGGUCAGUUCCGUAGGAGUUCCACCGCCAUCACCGACCGAAAUCGACAAGCAGAAGCUGAGCUGCGAUAUGAAACGGCUACAGGCCAAGCUGGAGUCGAUGCGAAUCGCCAUGAAGUCGAUGAAUCCUUACGCCAUCGGAAGUUUCGAAAUCUACAGAUGGUCCAAGGAAACGAAAUUCUAUUCACCGCAUCUGGCGUCCUACGACGGGGUGACGAUUUACGUGAUCGUCCGGCCAAACUUCACCGAUAACAAUGCGAACGUCGACGCGUACAUCUGCUUUUCCAAAGGCCCCAAGAAAAGGUGCCAAGUCUUCCUGGAAGUUCUCAACGAAAUCGAGGAGAGCAACAUUCGCGAAGAUCGCGUGUUUGACUUUUCCAAGGGUACAAGCUUUGCGUGGAAAAGCGUGAUCACGCACUACGUCUUGACCCGGGACGGAGGCUUUCUCGUCAAUGAUCAUCUGAAGAUCAAGUUCGGACUGAGACCUCUGGUCGAGUAGGCUAAAAGAAGGAGUAACGAAUUCAGGUUGUUCCGGUGAUAACCGUUCGAAUUUCUCAAACAUUCGAAGUGAAUCAGAUGUAGUUCACAUUCCGAAGUAUGUGACUUUAUGUUGUUAAUUUUCUUUUUAUCGUUCUGACUAUUGUAACCGGGAGGUUCUGAAUUAUGUUCGAUGUUAUCUCUAACUUUUGUUGUUAAAUAUAUCGAGUGAUUGUUUAAAAUUUA
This is a messenger RNA of Aedes albopictus (Asian tiger mosquito), 2204 nucleotides long. RefSeq lists its product as uncharacterized. Lineage: Eukaryota; Metazoa; Arthropoda; Insecta; Diptera; Culicidae. Gene Ontology annotation, molecular function: zinc ion binding; protein binding. The transcript has 4 exons. Bases 151 to 1980 code for a protein of 609 amino acids. The record is from RefSeq and is a predicted model, not a curated record.